UCUAUUUCGGCGUCGCGGUGCGAGUGGGAUCAAAAUGUUCUUAGUUGCGCGUAAAAAUAGUGCACGACGUCGAGGACGAGGACGGAAAAUGGGCCGUACGUACUCUCUGACACUUGUGCGUGUCUCUACGGUGAGGUGAAGUGAAGAUCUGAGCGGAGUCGGGCUGUGCAGUACCAUCAAACCGAUGCCGAUCGGGAACAUGUUCAACCCGGAAGACGUGCUCGGAGACAUCAUCAAGCUUAAGCUGAAGAAGCCCAAGAAUUGGAACUGGGAACUGACAACCUCGAAGUCAUCACCGCAUCUCUUCCUACCUGUCAUACAGUUGUACGAUGCAAAAGGAAAGCUUCUGGUAGAAGCCAAGGAUGACGGAAGUACGCAGAGGAAUAGUUGGAAUAAUGGUUGUCCUACCCAGAAGAACAGUCGUAGUGGUCCGCAGCGUAAUAGCUCUGAGAAGGAUGUGCGAAGUGCGAGGCCUAAGAAGUGCAAGAGGACUAGAAGUGCGAUGGUAGUGGAGGAGGCUUACAUGUACGCCCCUGAUGGGGUGAAGUAUCAAACGCGUACCUCCACCGCCGGGACGCUCAUUGUGCGUGAGGAUGGGAUGGUCUCGGGGAAGCGGCAGCGCCGACGCCACAGUUCCAAUAUCAAGGUCGAUGGGAAUGCCAACUACAUUGUGCAAGAACCCGAAGUUCAAGGAAACGAGAGGCCCAGAAGGAAAACGCGACGGAAGAGGGUCGAUGUUUCAUCUAGCAGCAGCAGCAGUGGGUGCAGCAUCCAAG
Molecule: messenger RNA, 776 nt
Organism: Nicrophorus vespilloides
Lineage: Eukaryota; Metazoa; Arthropoda; Insecta; Coleoptera; Silphidae
Exons: 1
Source: RefSeq, a predicted model, not a curated record